AUGGAGAGGCGAAAUAAUAUGGCAACAAAUGAAUGGUUUUUGUGGGAACAAAGAAGGCGUUUGGCUGCAACUCAAGUUAUUUGUUUGGUUGUGUAUUGGCUUUUACGGAAAAAGUUUCAAAGGAGAAACUAUGUUAAUCGACUCACUGGACAAUCAACUUUUGAAAGAGAAAUGGUACGAAAUGAACUUAUGAACCAACUUAGGACAAAUCAAAGAUGUCGUGAUAUAACUCGAAUGGGACCAGAGGCUUUCCAAAAUUUAUGUGAGAUUCUUAAAAGGGAUGCUGGUCUUAAGGCAACAAAAAAUGCAUCAGUUGAAGAACAAGUUGCAAAAUUUCUUCACAUAUUAUCACACAAUGUGAGGAAUCGCACGAUUCAGUUUUUUUUUCGUCGCUCCGGUGAAACUACAAGUCACCAUUUCCAUAGUGUGUUAAGGUCAAUAAUCUCGUUAGAAGAAAAAUUUCUCCGACAGCCUAAUGGUUUACAAAUCCCUCCGAAGAUACUUAGCAAUAGUAGGUUCUAUCCAUACUUCAAGAAUUGUGUGGGUGCGAUUGAUGGAACACAUGUUCGUGUGAGAGUACCUACUGAAGACGCUCCAAGAUAUCGUGGUCGAAAGAAUUUUCCAACCACAAAUGUGUUAGCUGCUUGUUCAUUUGACUUGAGAUUCACAUAUGUCUUGCCUGGAUGGGAAGGGACUGCAUCAGACUCGAGAGUAAUUAAGAGUGCAUUUGAAAGAAAGGAUAAGUUGAGAAUCCCUAAAGGUAAAUAUUAUCUUGUUGAUGGUGGAUAUAUGCUACGAGGUGGACUUAUCACGCCUUAUAGAGGUGUUCGAUAUCACUUGAAAGAAUUUGCUUCACAUCGACCUGAAAAUCCUCGGGAAUUGUUUAACUUACGACAUGCGUCGUUACGUAAUGCGAUCGAGAGAGCAUUUGGUGUAUUAAAGAAACGAUUUCCAAUUAUAGGAAGCACAACUGAGCCCACUUACUCAAUCGAAACACAAACAGAGAUUAUCCUUGCAUGUUGCAUUCUGCAUAAUUAUUUAAUGGGCGUUGAUCCUGAUGAAAGACAUAUUGAUGAAGUAGAUCGGGAACUCUUAAACCAAGUUGAAGUUCAAGUUGAAGAUGAAGAUGAAGAUGUAGAUGAUGAUCGAACUCCAAGGGAUAUUGUUGAAGGAGAACAUAUAAGGGACAUCAUUGCAAUGAACAUGUGGAAUGACUAUGUAGCAAAUCAAAUGUGA
Cornus florida is the source of this 1236-nucleotide messenger RNA. RefSeq names its product protein ALP1-like. Bases 1 to 1236 code for a protein of 411 amino acids. The transcript has 3 exons. The record is from RefSeq and is a predicted model, not a curated record. NCBI's taxonomy places the organism in Eukaryota, Viridiplantae, Streptophyta, Magnoliopsida, Cornales, Cornaceae.